AGUAACAAAGAAAAACAGUUGUUAAAGCUACAGUCAGUCCAUAUCAAGAUGAUCAGAAUCUGCCUUCUUUGGGGACUUCUCUCUCAAGUGUGCCUGAUUCAGACUGAAGAUGCUCCUCAACCAAUACCAGUGACUACUCGUCUAUUUGGAGACAAUGUAUCUUUGCCAUGUCCUAAAGCGGAAUCUGAACAAUUCCUGUACUGGUACAGACAAACUGUUGGCCAACUGCCCCAUAUUGUUGCAUCUGUAUCCUAUGCAUCAGAACCUGUACUUAAAGGAGAGUUUAAGAACCCAUGUUUCCAUGUGGAGGAAUCUCAAUAUGUGUAUAAUCUCAUUAUCAGAAAUAUCAGCACAUUAGAUGAGGCAACAUACUUUUGUGGAAUUGGGACAAUGUAUGGGAUGAACUAUGGAAAUGCAACAUUUUUGGCUGUGAAGGGACACAAUCACCCUACAUUGGUGCAGCAACCAGUUUCUGAUCCAGUCCAUCCAGGAGACUCUGUGAUUCUACAGUGUACAGUACUCUUUGAGACCUGUACAGGAGAACACAGUGUGUACUGGUUCAGAGCUGGAUCAGGAGAAUCCCAUCCAGGAGUCAUUUACACCCCUGGGAACAGGAGUGAUGAGUGUAAGAAGAACCCUGAGACUCCAUCUCCUACACAGAGCUGUGUCUACCGCCUCUCCAAGAACAACCUCAGUCUCUCUGAUGCUGGGACUUACUACUGUGCUGUGGCCACCUGUGGGAAGAUCCUGUUUGGCAACGGAACAAACCUAAAUAUUGAAAGAUCGCUGGAACAUGUAGUCAUUGGACUGGGAGUGACAUCAGUUUUCUGUGUGAUUGUGAUCAUUAUACUGGUCUUCAGCAGAAAUACAAAGCCAAUUUGUGAACAUUAUAAAGUGAGUGUUGCUCAGCAUAUUGGACAUGACAACUCAACCAUCGAAUGUGAUCAGGAACAAGACCCAGAUACCCUGAAGUAUGCUGCAUUGCAUUUCUCUGAGAGGAAAACUAAAAGAGGAAGAAAGAAGAGAGAGACACCACAGGAGAGUGUGUACUCUGAUGUCAGGUACUCAGAUUGGGACUGAACAUUGUUUGUGUGCAGAGGAAUGGAUGUAGUUUGGUAAAUAAACUUUUCUUAAUAUAUAAUGUGUUUAAACAGUCAUGACGUUUUAGCCUUACUGAUACAGUGACAUUUUCUAUCAAGUCAGACAGUGGCAAAAUGUUCCCUAUACCCAUCAUGAGGUUGCCACAACCUAGCCUAUGAAUGAAAGUUUACAACGUAGGUGCACACAGGUCGAGAGAAAGAUUUGAGGUGACAGACAGUGACACAUGAAAUAACGCCUUGUACACUUUUACAUGCAUCUAGCUGAUCUAGGGUGUAAUCAUUAGUCCAACAGUUGCAAACAAGAGUUACUAUUGGACGAAUACAGGUAUGUAUAUCCCCAUUUCAUUACGUUUGCUUCCGUUUAAGAAAAGUGUUUUACCGAAUCGGCGGAAUGAAUACACCCCUGAUCACACGCAAAGAGCUCACUUUCAUAGCCACAUACAAACAGCUCGUUGUAUUCCUUUUCGCAUCUAUGCGCUCUCCUCCUCUCACCUUUUCCCUUCGCUUAUGAACUUCAUAGCACAACACAUCAGCUGUCUGUGACCAGGGGAAAAAACCUUUCCAAGCCAAACAUUCAUAUCAUAACCGCUACACACAGCCUACAUCGUUGUCACCAUAUUAGCCAAAGUAACGUCAUAGUCAACAUAGCUAAUAGAAUUAACGUGUUAGUUAACCCGCUUACAAUCAUGCAGUACAAGUCAGUAAGCAGUUUAGUACCUACACCAGCGGGCCCUGUUGGCAAUAAAUUAGUAAAACCAAAAGCCCACCUUGACUUGAAAGAGUUACAGUUUUGGGUAGUUAUUGCCAGCUAGCUAACAUAGCAUCCCUUUGUUUGAGCCGGGUGUUGGCUAAACUAGCUAACUGCAUAUGCUAGCUAAGUAUUUUUUUUAAAGGAAUUCGUUUGUUCAAAACUGUUCAACUAUUGUCUUUCUCUUUGAGUCAACUACUCAACACAUUUUAUGCACUGCAGUGGUAGCUAGAUGUAGCUUAUGCUUUCAGUACUAGAUUAAUUCUCUGAUCCGUUGAUUGGGUGGACAACAUUUCAGUUAAUGCUAUAAGUGCUCUGAUGAGUUUCAGGAUGUCCUCCAGAAGUUGUAAUAAUUACUGUGUACGUCUAUGAAGGCAGUGAGAAACAUGAGGAGAAUGGAAACUAGCUGUCCUCCAGCUACACCAUGGUGCCUACCCUAGAGAGUACCGAUGAGGCUACUGUAGACCUUCAUUGCAAAAUAGUGCGUUUUAAUCAAUUAUUUGGUGACUUGAAUAUAUUUUGUAUAGUUUUAUCUAAAAAGGAUAACUUUUUAAAUGUUUCACUAUUUUUAUUUUUAUGAAAUUCACUAAGGAGGAUGGUCCUCCCCUUCCUCCUCUGAGAGGACUCCACUGAUGUAAGAAGCUCAUUCUUCUAGGAGCGUUCUCUGUCAAAGCGGCACAGUUAUGGAAUGGCUUGUCUUUCCAGGUAGAGGGCCAGAAACCAUUGAGGUCUUUAAAUCACUCCUGGCCUUUAAUCUGCGAUUGUACUGUUAUUUUAGACUUCCUUAGUGAUUCUAUGUUUUCCUCUUCUAUUGUAUCUCUUGUAUCUCAGCACAUUGUUUAGACAUACUGUUUAACUGUGAGCCAACUCAGUGGCCUUGUGCUUAGUGUCCACUGUGAGAUAAGAAGGUUGAGGGUUUGAUCCCCAGGACCGGAUGCCUCUCUGCUUGGCACUCAGCAUAAAGGAGAUGGAUUGAGAUAAGUGUCCUAUCCAGGAGGUGUACUUGUACAUCAAGCUGCCUUCCGCUAUAGAGUCAGUGUCACAGGGGUCGUUAAAUGGAGACCAAGACGCAGCAUGUAUAGUGCUCAUUCUGUUUCUUUAAUGAAUACACUUAAACAACAAAAUAAUAA
Salmo salar (Atlantic salmon) is the source of this 2978-nucleotide messenger RNA. Its product is annotated as signal-regulatory protein beta-2. Gene Ontology annotation, biological process: response to bacterium. NCBI's taxonomy places the organism in Eukaryota, Metazoa, Chordata, Actinopteri, Salmoniformes, Salmonidae. The record is from RefSeq and is a predicted model, not a curated record.